Molecule: messenger RNA, 2651 nt
Organism: Anarrhichthys ocellatus (wolf-eel)
Lineage: Eukaryota; Metazoa; Chordata; Actinopteri; Perciformes; Anarhichadidae
Product: MARVEL domain-containing protein 2-like
Exons: 7
Coding region: 81-1874 (597 amino acids)
Biological process (GO): bicellular tight junction assembly
Cellular component (GO): bicellular tight junction; apical plasma membrane; cytoplasmic vesicle
Source: RefSeq, a predicted model, not a curated record
ACAAAGGGAGGGUAACCGACGGGAAGUCUCUACACUUUUCACGGAGAAUCAUCAGCAGCGAGCACAGAGUCCAGGUCCUGAUGUCUUCAGGAGGGGUUGGUUCUGUCCCCAGGUUCGACCGGGUGCGAGAGUUCCCACACUAUGACCAGGUCCCUGUGGGCCCCUUAUGGCAGGACCCGGAUUUUCCUAUGCCCCCGCAUCCCUUGCAUGAAAUAGCGCCGGCUGUAAGCUUGGACCCCCUUCCUCCUCCCCCUCUACCUGAACAGCCAGCUGUUGGGUCUGAAUCCUUGUACCCCCCCAGUGAUAAUGAGCCAAUGGAGGAUGACCGUGACGUCAUGGACAUUAAGCCAGUCCGCCGCUUCAUCCCCGCCUCUGUUAAGAACUUCUUCCGUGGCAAUAGCGGUAAACGUGGCAGCAAUGGUUGGGCUAUCCCUCCACCACCUUUACCUGCCCCAUUCUCCACUGCCCCCUCAUCCAGUAAGAGCGCCAGCUGCCGCACUACGGCAGGAGUCCCCUGCUCACCCCCCAACUCCGCCCCUCCAUCUCCGUCCCUUCUAGGGUCCUAUCGGGACCCCUACGGCGGCUCUGGGGGCAGCUACACCUCUCAGAAGGAGCGAGACGGGCUGCUGCUGGGUAGUGAAGCCCUCGACUCUGCAUCAGCAGUGCCCACCAAUCUCUCGGCCCUGACCUACCAGGAGCAGGUGGAGGAGUACCAACAGCGCUACGCCCACAUGAAGUCCUGGGCUGGCCUGCUGAGGAUCCUGGGCUGUGUGCAGCUGCUAUUUGGAGCUGCAGUGUUCGCCUGCGUCUGUGCCUAUGUUCAUAAGGACAACGAGUGGUUCAAUAUGUAUGGAUACUCCCAGCCACAGCUGUUUGGGGGGCUCGGUGGAGGUGCUGGUGGAUAUGGGGGCGGUUCCUACUCAGGGCCCAAGACACCUUUUGUCCUUGUGGUGGCUGGUCUUGCAUGGAUAGUGACUGUUAUUCUGGUCGUUCUGGGCAUGAGCUUGUACUACAGAGCCAUCCUUCUAGACUCUUCUUGGUGGCCGCUCACAGAGUGUUCCAUCAACCUGGUCUUGGCAAUGCUGUAUUUAGCAGCAGGGAUAGUGUAUGUGAGGGACACCACACGAGGGGGGCUAUGCAAUGUACCGGUCUUCAACAACGGAGUAAAUGGGGCAUUUUGUCGCACUGAGGCUGGCCAGACAGCAGCCAUCGUCUUCCUCUUCAUCACCAUGGUGCUCUACUUCAUUAGUGCAGCAGUGUGUCUGAAGCUGUGGAGGCAUGAAGCAGCCAGGAUGAGGAAGGAGGGGCUGGCGCUUGAGAUGAAAACUAUUGGAUCAUCAGUCCCUCUGUCUAUACUGGGUCCAGGCUCCAGGCUCUCAGAGCAGACUCCUCUCCCCACUAUUCAGCCAGACAUCAUGGACUCUACAAACUACUCUGCAGCUGCUCCUCUGAUGGCGCUGGAGCCAGAGAUCCUCAGAGGUCACAUUCCAGCUGGACACAUCCCCAAACCUGUCAUUAUAGCCGACUAUGUGGCGAAGUACCCCAGCAUCCGCUCAGACGAGCAGAGGGACCAGUACAAGGCUGUGUUCAAUGACCAGUACGCCGAGUACAAGGAGCUGCAUGUUGAGGUCCAGGCCAUGGCCAAGAGGUUUGAAGGGAUGGACGAGAUGAUGCAGAACCUUCCCUCCCGGCCUUCCAGCCAAAUGGAAAAGGAGCGGAUCAGUGGCAUUUUAAUGGAAUACCAAAGGAAGAAAGCUGAUCCAACAUAUUUGGAGAAAAGGGACAGAUGUGAGUACCUCAAGAACAAGCUCUCUCAUAUCAAGCAGAAGAUUCAUGAGUACAACAAGGCCAUGGGCUUAAGCAACAUCAGCUAAACACUGCAGUCUCUCAUCAACACACCUGGAAUCAUGUCAAGGAAGUGAUGUCGCUCAGGAGAUUUUAAACACCUAAUGUGAUGCUUGUGUUUGCUGUCAGCAACUAUGAAGUAAACCAGAAACAUUGAAACACAAAUUGAAAUGAUCUUUCCAUCAGUGUGGGUAAGACCAAGUACAUUGGGUCUUACAUGUCUGUUCCUUUAAAGCAGGUGUUAAUGAUCUCACCACUGGCUGAACAGAGUGACCUGAGGAAGCUGAUGUAAAUAAGGCUGAGUCACUGUUAAUGAUCAGAGUCAUAGAUCUGCAGGAGACAGCGAUCAGCACAGGUUAGUUAGUUUAACAGUUUAUGGUCAGACAGGAUAUACUUGUAUUUGCUGCAUGUGUUGUGCUGUGGAGGUUAUGAUGCUCACUGUGUGCUGGUGUUGUUCUUUACAUGACAGUGAACUGUCUCCCACCAUGUUACUGAAAUCACUGUUCAUUCUAACAGAUGGUGUUUGUUUUUAAUUAGUUUUGGUCACUGCUGUUGUGAACUCACUUGUACAUUGUUUGAUUGAUUGAUAUGUGUAUGUUAUUGUUUUGUAUCGUAUGUCAUACUGCUUUAUGACAAAGAAGCAGCUUUUUAUAAACUUGUAUUUUACAUCUUUCCCUAAUGUCCUGUUUGAGUAACUUCUGUUACAUCUGUUACCGUCUAACAUCUGCCCAGACUCAGUCAGCAGCGCUGUGGUGCUAAACGAGAGUUCAUGAAGUUAACCCUUUACAGAAACAAUAACAACCAAG